Molecule: messenger RNA, 1897 nt
Organism: Cyprinus carpio (common carp)
Lineage: Eukaryota; Metazoa; Chordata; Actinopteri; Cypriniformes; Cyprinidae
Gene: cdc23
Product: CDC23 (cell division cycle 23, yeast, homolog)
Biological process (GO): cell division
Cellular component (GO): anaphase-promoting complex
Molecular function (GO): protein binding
Source: RefSeq, a predicted model, not a curated record
ACGGUCUUCUUGGAGGCAGCGGUUUGACCAAUCAGCUCUUGCGCUCGGGUGACGUCGGCAUGACGUCUUUAUGAAAAAUGGCGGCUACGCGCAGCAGCGAGUUCGGCGACUUGGUUCAAAUUAAAAAGCAACUUAUUUCUAUUACAGCGCAGUGUAAGGAGAGAGGACUCGUCCACAGUGUGAAAUGGGCAUCUGAGCUGGCUUUUUCUUUGGAUCCGCUUCCUCUGAACGAGAUCCCUCCAGCGCCGGAGCUCACCGAGGAGGACGCCCGGGAUCUGGACGCCCUGUGUCUGGCCAAAUCAUACUUUGAUCUUAAGGAAUAUGAUCGCGCUGCAUAUUUCCUCCGCGGCUGCCGGAGUCAGAAAGCAUAUUUCCUCUACAUGUAUUCACGCUACCUAUCAGGUGAAAAGAAGAAGGAUGACGAGACCGUCGACAGCCUGGGUCCUCUGGAGAAGGGUCAGGUCCGAAACGAAGCCCUGCGAGAGCUCCGGGUGGAGCUGAGCAAGAAACACAGCGCCGGGGAGCUGGACGGAUUUGCGCUGUAUCUUUACGGCGUGGUUCUGCGGAAGCUGGACUUGCUGAAGGAGGCGGUGGAGAUCUUCGUGGCGGCGACACAUGCUCUUCCUCUGCACUGGGGAUCGUGGCUGGAGCUCUGCAAUCUCAUCACCAACAUCGAGAUGCUGAAGUCCCUGUCUCUGCCGGAGUGCUGGGUGAGGGAUUUCUUCAUGGCACACAUGUUCACCGAGCUGCAGAUGAUCAAAGAGGCGCUGCAGAAGUACCAGAGCCUCAUGGAAGCAGGCUUCGCCAAAAGCACAUACAUCAUCUCCCAGAUCGCCGUGGCUUACCAUAACAUACGAGAUAUUGAUCAAGCCUUAUAUCUGUUCAAUGAACUCCGGGAACAGGAUCCUUUCCGCAUCGAGAACAUGGACACCUUCUCCAACCUGCUUUAUGUGCGGAGCAUGAAGCCGGAGCUCAGCUACCUGGCACACAAUCUGGUGGAGAUCGAUAAGUACCGAGUGGAGACGUGCUGCGUCAUCGGUAACUACUACAGUCUGCGGUCUCAGCACGAGAAGGCCGCUCUGUAUUUCCAGCGGGCUCUGAAGCUGAAUCCACGCUGUCUGGGGGCCUGGACCCUCAUGGGUCACGAGUACAUGGAGAUGAAGAACACCUCCGCUGCCAUCCAGGCCUACAGACAUGCGAUUGAAGUGAACAAGAGGGACUACAGAGCCUGGUACGGACUCGGACAGACCUACGAGAUCCUCAAAAUGCCCUUCUACUCGCUCUACUACUACAGAAAAGCUCAUCAGCUGAGGCCCAAUGACUCGCGAAUGCUCGUCGCUCUCGGGGAAUGUUACGAGAAACUGUCUCAGCAAGUGGAGGCCAAAAAGUGUUACUGGAGGGCGUAUUCGGUGGGCGAUGUGGAGAGAAUGGCUCUUCUGAAGCUGGCCAAGCUUCACGAGCAGCUGAAUGAAUUUGAUGACGCUGCACAAUGCUACAUCAUCUACAUCCAGGACAUUUUCUCAUGUGGUGAGCAGCUGGAGCACGCGGAGGUCAGCACUGCUCUCAGGUAUCUAGGUCAGUACUACUUCAAGAACAAGCUGUACGACGAGGCGUCUCUCUGCGCUCAGCGCUGCUGCGACUAUAACGACGCUCGAGAGGAAGGCAAGGCUUUGUUGAGGCAGAUCUCUGCGGUGCGAGAGCAAGGAGAGCCUUCCUCCACAGACCUGAGCGUGCCCUGCGUCUUCAACCCGCUGUCUAACAACACCACACCCGUCAGGAGAGUGUCUCCACUCGACCUGUCCUCCGUCACACCCUGACACACCUCUCUACACACACUGUAAAUAACUGUUUGUACAGACAACGCUGCCUGUUAUAACAAAUAAACUGAUCAAACAUU